Molecule: messenger RNA, 687 nt
Organism: Colletotrichum higginsianum IMI 349063
Lineage: Eukaryota; Fungi; Ascomycota; Sordariomycetes; Glomerellales; Glomerellaceae
Product: Snf7 family protein
Exons: 2
Coding region: 1-687 (228 amino acids)
Biological process (GO): late endosome to vacuole transport; protein transport; endosome transport via multivesicular body sorting pathway
Cellular component (GO): ESCRT III complex; multivesicular body
Source: RefSeq, a predicted model, not a curated record
AUGGAGACGCUCAAAGCGUUGUUCGUCAAGCCUGACCCGCAGCAGCAGCUGCGGAAAUGCAACGCCCUCAUCCGUUCCAACAUCCGUAAACUAGACCGCGACAUCAACCAAGUCAGACAAGUGGAAGCCAAGACGAAGAACCUCAUCCUUCAGGCCGAUAAGCGGGCGCAGCGAGACCCUACGAGGCAGAAGCAAGCACAGAAGGAGGCCCGCGACUUCGCGCGCGAGCUCAUCCGGGCACGGAAGACCAGCAACCGGCUCGUCACGUCCAAGGCGCAGCUCAACAGCGUACAGAUGCAGGUUAACGAGGCUUUCGCCGUGCGCAAGAUCGAGGGCAGCAUCCGCGCAAGCGUCGGCGUGAUGAAGGACGUCAAUCGCCUGAUCCGGUUGCCUGAGCUGGCUGGAACGAUGCAGGAGCUGAGCGUGGAGUUGAUGAAAGCCGGCAUCAUCGAGGAGAUGGUCGGCGAGAGCCUGCCCGAGGAUAUGGACGAGUUUGAGGAGGAGGAGGCUGAGGGCGAGGUUGACAAGGUCCUCGGGGAGAUUCUCAAGGAUCGUAUGCCCAAGGAGCAGAUGCCCGCGGUACCGGUCCACCAGGAGCCCAAACCGGUCGAGGCCGAGGAGGAAGAAGAAGACGCCGAGGCCAUGAUGGACCAGAUGCGCAACAGGCUCGAGGCCCUGCGCAGCUGA